Molecule: messenger RNA, 766 nt
Organism: Mollisia scopiformis
Lineage: Eukaryota; Fungi; Ascomycota; Leotiomycetes; Helotiales; Mollisiaceae
Exons: 3
Coding region: 25-756 (243 amino acids)
Source: RefSeq, a predicted model, not a curated record
GAUCAUCUCUCGAUUCCGUCAAUCAUGACUCAAGGAUAUUACUCUCGUGAUGCGGCCGUCACGGCCAUCCGCUCUUUCUACCAGUUCUUCGCAACGCUGCCCUCGCUUGCGCCGGAGUACAUCUGGGAGCCGCCAUCGGGUGGUUGGCCGGAGGUCAACGGGACGACACUUUCGCGUCUUAGCAGGAAUAGGGAUGUGGUUGAUUUGCUGAGACAUAUUCCGUAUAUCAACGAUACGCAGAUUGCGUUUCAUACGACGGUCAUAGACUAUACGGCUGAUGUCAAGUGGUCGUUUGAUAGGAGUGGAGCGCAAGGCAAUGUUCUUCCUUGUGGUGCUGGUGUUUUACCGGAACAUGUAGCGGUGUUGACUGAUGGGGGGAAGUAUGGGAGUUGGUUGUUGCUGGAUACUCAAGAAGGCACUAUCACAGACUUCAAGUCAAUGGAAACUCCAGAGAGCAUAUUUCCACCGCCGGGACACCCAGAGCAUUGGCGAGCUUAUCGGACGCUUCCAAUUCGUGAUUUCUUCGAAAGCUGGAAAGAAAAGUAUCGGUCGUUGGCAUGGGUGGUGAUGCCGGAUGAGGAUGAUGGAGUUUUGUGUAAUCAGGAGCCCUCAUCUAAUGAGAUUCGGGAAAUCUAUCGUGCUCAUGGAUGGCCGUCUUUUUUCCGACGUGAGGAUUGUAAAGAGGCUCUGCUGAAGUGGAGGUACAAGAAGCUGUGCGCGGAAUCGGGUACUAGACGUCGGCAUCAGAAGCAUUAAGAAAUUUGUG